AUGCCUGUUCCGUCAAUGUCUGUCGCAGACGCGGCAAACCCUGCUACUACGACGACGUUCCUCAUCCCCAGCAUCCACUGCUCGACAUGUGCCUCUUUCAUCGAAACACUCAUCCGCCAAAUCAAUCCCAACGUCUCGGUCGAGACAUCCAUCAUCUCGCAUACCGUCUCCAUCCGGCAUGAUGGCAGCGCCGAUAUAAAGAAGAUGGUCCGCGCCUUGGGCGAUGCAGGGUAUGAGGUAGACACUAUCGCAGUAGGCCCUGAAGCCCAGGCGAAGCUUCGAUACUCGUCCAAAGCAGCCCCGGCUGAUGAUGACUUUGCCCUUGGCCGGCUAUUCACCAGCGUGCCAAAGCCAUGGAACUUUGUCAACCGGGCUAGACAAGAGAGAGCCCGGAGCCAACAUGUGAACCACUGCGACGAGUGUCGUUCAAAGCUCGUCUCAUCACCUCCCACAACACACGACGACAAGGAAGUUUCAGAAGAGAAAGGGAGUGGGCCUUUUGUUGUCGUCGAAUCCAGCUCUGCUCUGCCGGAAUUGUACCAGGCCACACUGACAAUAGACGGGAUGACCUGCAGUUCGUGCGUUGGUAACGUGACGGAGUCUCUACUGUCGCAGUCAUGGGUUGAAGCUGCUGAUGUUGGUCUGCUCACGCGUUCAGCCACCGUCCGCUUCCACGGCGGGCCAGAUAAGGCGCAGACUAUUGCGAAUCUCAUUGAAGAUGCAGGAUAUGAUGCGACACUCGAACGAAUUGAAAGAGUUCUCCCAGAAACAGUGCCCACAUCCCGAGGUGCGUCCUCCAACACUUGGCGUGCAGAGCUGUCCAUCGGCGGCAUGAGUUGCAGCUCAUGUGUCGGCAGCAUCACUCAGGCGGUUGAGGAACUCACUUGGGUUGAGACCGUCCAUGUCAACCUCCUGACCAGCAGCGCAACCAUUGUCUUCCAGGAUCGAUCCCAUCUGGAUGAACUUGUUUCCACUAUCACUGAUGCUGGGUACACGGCCAAGCUCAGCGACCUUGUCAACUUAAAUGCUGCCCCUGCCGGUCAAGACCAGGUGCGAACCGUACAAGUUCGCAUCAACGGCAUGUACUGCGAGCACUGCCCCGAAAGAGUUCUCGCCGCACUGGAAAAUCAUGCAUCUCAAGUAGACAUUGACGAAGCACCUUCGCUACAGAACCCAAUCAUGACGGUCUCAUACAUCCCAAAUGUGCCAACCCUGACCAUCCGCACGAUCCUCGCUACUAUUGCCGAGGCAGACGAGACUCUCAAACCAAUCAUCUACCAUCCCCCAACCAUUGAAGAGCGAGCCCAGCAAAUGCAAGCCAGAAGCCGCAGACGACUGCUCUAUCGCCUCCUGUUAUCAGUUGCUGCUGCCAUCCCAGGCCUGAUCAUCGGCAUUGUAUUCAUGACUCUCGUCCCCAAGGAUGACCGUAACCGCGUAUACCUCAUGGAGAGGAUAAACGGCGUGUCUCGCGGAGAACUCGCCCUCCUGAUCGCCUCAACACCAGUCUACUUCUUCAGCGCCGACAUCUUCCAUCGACGCGCCAUCAAGGAAAUCUACGCCAUGUGGAAGCCCGGCAGCCACGUGCCAUUGCUACGACGCUUCUACCGCUUCGGCAGCAUGGACAUGCUCGUCUCCUUCGCCACUACGAUUGCCUACUUCGCCUCGGUCGCGGAGCUCAUCAUCACGGCUACAAACCAGGGCAGCCACCACCGCAUGCCGGAGAGGAUGCCGUACUUUGACUCGGUCAUCUUCCUCACCAUGUUCCUCCUCGCCGGUCGGAUGAUCGAGGCGUACAGCAAGGCCAAGACCGGCGAGGCCGUCACCCAGCUGGGCAACCUACGACCUAAGGAGGCUCUACUAGUAACACCAUCUGGCCAAGACCAAGGCGAUACCCAGCUGUCGACAGUGCCAGUGGAUACACUCGAGUCCGGCGACUCGGUCGUAGUCGUCCACGGAGGCUCGCCACCUUGGGACGGCAUCCUCCUCGACAGCACGGCCGAUUUCGCCGAGUCGAGCCUCACGGGGGAGUCCAGGCCCGUCCACAAAUCAAUGGGCGACGAGAUCUACUCCGGCACAAUCAACAAGGGCGCCCCGAUCACGAUGCGCAUCCACGGCGCGGCUGGCAAGUCCCUCCUAGACAACAUCAUCCACGUCGUGAGAGAAGGACAAUCCAAGCGAGCACCAAUCGAGCGCGUCGCCGACACCGUCACGGGCUACUUCGUGCCAUUCGUGACACUCAUCGCCAUCGCCGUCUGGCUCACAUGGCUCGGCCUCGGCGUCUCGGGGCGGCUGCCCGAGGACUACAAGGACACGCUCGUGGGCGGGUGGCCCUUUUGGUCGCUGCAGUUCGCCAUCGCCGUCUUCGUCAUCGCGUGCCCCUGCGGGAUCGGGCUCGCUGCGCCGACGGCGCUGUUCGUCGGCGGCGGGCUCGCGGCCAGGCACGGGAUCCUCGCCAAGGGUGGCGGGGAGGCGUUCCAGGAGGCCAGCGGGAUCGACGUGGUUGUGUUUGACAAGACGGGGACACUUACGGAGGGUGGCGACUUGAAGCUCGUGGAUCAUGUGGUCCUCGAGGGGAGCGCUGAGAGAUGGGGUGAGGAUGCUUUGCUGGCGUAUGUGGGUGAAGUCGAAAGGAAUAGCAGCCACCCUCUGGGCAAAGCACUCGUCGACUUUUGUGAAGAGAAAGGGGUGAAGGGGAGCCCGCCACAGCAGGUUGAUGAGAUGCCUGGGAAGGGGAUGAAGGCAACCUUUUUCGAUAAAGAGAGUACAACCAAGGUUGAGAUCCUUGUCGGGAACGAAACCUUGAUGACGGAUCACGGUGUUAAAUUCAGCCAAGCAACCAUCGAGACGCUGGACGUGUGGAAAGAACAAGCCAAGUCGGUAGUGUUGGUGGCUGCAAGAGAUGUGAGCGCAGAUGACGAAUGGGUUCCUGCCGCCAUCUUCUCAGCUUCGGAUCCUAUCCGCCCUGAAUCCAAGUCCGUAGUGGACGCAUUGCGCGCUCGGGGCGUGGAUGUGUGGAUGAUCUCAGGGGACAACGCCAAAACAGCUCUCGCCGUGGGUGCCAUGGUCGCCAUCGAGCCGGACCACAUCAUCGCAGGGGUCUUGCCGGAACAAAAGGCCGACAAGAUCAAGUAUCUCCAAGGCAGCCAGCCGAAAAAGCAAGGGGGCUUUCUCGCCAACCUCUCCGGUCGGACGCGGAGUCGGGCUGUGGUGGCGAUGGUUGGCGAUGGGGUCAACGACUCGCCAGCACUGACGGCUGCUGACGUGGGUAUUGCCAUUGGCGCAGGGUCCGAUGUCGCCAUCUCUGCUGCCGAGUUUGUACUCAUCAAAUCCGAUCUCAACUCGCUCCUGACUCUGGUCCAGCUCAGCCGGGCAGUCUUCAGACGUGUCAUGUUCAACUUUGCCUGGGCCGGCAUCUACAACCUGGUAGCGCUGCCCAUUGCCGCAGGUGUGAUUUACCCUGUGAGGUCCAAUGGGUCGUACACUCGAUUGGAUCCAGUGUGGGCUAGUUUGGCCAUGGCAUUGAGCAGCCUGAGCGUCAUAUGCAGCAGCCUGUUGCUGAGAACCACGCUUCCCUUGGUCGGUUUUCGAAGCACGGUCGUUUCAGGCUCCUCGUCGAAGAACUGA
Messenger RNA from Clonostachys rhizophaga, 3624 nucleotides. NCBI's taxonomy places the organism in Eukaryota, Fungi, Ascomycota, Sordariomycetes, Hypocreales, Bionectriaceae. The record is from the annotation of a GenBank genome assembly.